This is a messenger RNA of Catharus ustulatus (Swainson's thrush), 5230 nucleotides long. It is a transcript of the gene SLC7A1, whose product is annotated as solute carrier family 7 member 1. The transcript is spliced from 12 exons. Bases 177 to 2195 code for a protein of 672 amino acids. Gene Ontology annotation, molecular function: amino acid transmembrane transporter activity. Gene Ontology annotation, cellular component: plasma membrane. The record is from RefSeq and is a predicted model, not a curated record. Lineage: Eukaryota; Metazoa; Chordata; Aves; Passeriformes; Turdidae. Gene Ontology annotation, biological process: transmembrane transport; amino acid transport.
CAGAAGAAGAAAAACCGAGUGGCUUUCCAGGGAGCUGGUCUGUGAAGCCCCUUUCUGCCCCGCGGAGGGGGGCAUCUCCUCCUAGCAGUGCCCAGGUUCUCCAGCGGUUUUCCAGCUGCGCAUUCCAAGUUCCCCCCGCUCCCCUUCCAGGGCUGGCCUCCAUCGCAACCCCCUGAAUGACGUGCCUCCCAUUCAUUGGGAGCUGGGGCCUGGCGGGCCGGCCCAUCGCACAAGGUCUCAAGCGGCAGCGGGGCUCUGGGGGUCGGCGCUGCGCUGCCUCGUCGCCUGCCCGAGCCCCCCGGCAGGGCCCAAACAGGAAGAUGGAGUGUCAAAAAAUUACAAAUUUUGGAAACCAACUUCUUCGUCGGAAAAAUGUGGACUGCACUCGAGAAGACAGUCGCCUCUCACGGUGCCUUAACACGUUUGACUUGGUGGCUCUGGGAGUGGGCAGCACUUUGGGUGCAGGUGUCUAUGUACUGGCUGGAGCUGUGGCACGGGAAAACGCAGGACCUGCCAUCGUUAUCUCCUUCCUGAUUGCCGCCUUGGCUUCAGUGCUGGCCGGACUCUGCUACGCGGAAUUCGGUGCUCGAGUUCCUAAGACAGGAUCAGCUUAUCUCUACAGCUACGUGACUGUGGGUGAGCUGUGGGCCUUCAUCACAGGGUGGAAUCUAAUCCUCUCCUAUGUUAUUGGAACCUCAAGUGUGGCCAGAGCCUGGAGCGCGACAUUUGAUGAAAUCAUAGGGCAGCACAUUGAAAAAUUUUGUAAAAAAUACAUGACGAUGGAUGCUCCUGGAGUGCUAGCAAAAUACCCAGACAUCUUUGCUGUGGUGAUAAUCAUCAUCCUAACAGGCCUUUUAGCUUUUGGCGUGAAAGAAUCUGCCCUGGUGAACAAAGUGUUCACCUGCAUCAAUGUCCUUGUCCUUGGAUUUGUCGUGAUCUCCGGCUUUGUGAAAGGAACUGGUAAAAACUGGAACCUGACUGAACAGGACAUUUACAACAUCAGCCAUAGCAUUUUCAAAGACAAUCAAACACAGGAAAAAAAGCUCUACGGUGUUGGAGGGUUUAUGCCCUACGGAUGGAAAGGAGUCCUCUCAGGGGCAGCCACCUGUUUUUAUGCUUUUGUGGGAUUUGACUGUAUUGCUACUACAGGUGAGGAGGUAAAAAACCCUCAAAAGGCCAUUCCUAUUGGCAUUGUGGCAUCUCUUCUCAUCUGCUUUGUGGCUUAUUUUGGCGUGUCGGCUGCCCUGACACUCAUGAUGCCUUACUACCAGCUGGAUACCAAUAGCCCUUUACCCAAUGCCUUUAAAUAUGUGGGUUGGGAUGGAGCCAAUUACGCAGUGGCUGUUGGUUCCUUGUGUGCACUUUCUACAAGUCUCCUUGGAUCCAUGUUUCCAAUGCCUCGAAUAAUUUAUGCUAUGGCAGAAGAUGGACUUCUGUUUAAAUUUUUGGCUAGAGUCAAUGAGAAGAGAAAAACUCCCUUAAUUGCAACAGUGACAUCAGGAGCUACUGCAGCUGUUAUGGCCUUUCUUUUUGACUUGAAAGAUCUUGUGGACCUCAUGUCCAUCGGGACCCUCCUGGCUUACUCCUUGGUAGCAGCCUGUGUGUUGGUACUGAGGUACCAGCCAGAGCAGCCUAAUUUGGCAUACCAGAUGGCUAGGUCGACAGAGGAGACAGAUAACAACGAGUCUGUGAGUACCAGUGAGUCACAGGCUGGGUUUCUACCAGAGGAAGAGGAGAAAAUUUCCCUCAAAGCCAUACUGUGUUCCACAGAUUCAGAUCCUUCCAAAUUCUCUGGUUCGGUGGUGAAUGUCUCAACCUUCAUCAUUGGUUUCCUUAUUGUGGGUAUCUGUAUCCUGACUUCCCUUGAGCCAAACAUUCUGAUAAACACUGUAGAGAUUAUUGCCGCCAUCCUUGUUGUCACUAUCAUCUUCAUUAUACGGAAACAGCCUGAAAGCAAAACCAAACUCUCCUUUAAGGUACCUUUUUUGCCCUUUCUUCCUGUUGGGAGUAUUUUUGUGAAUGUUUACCUCAUGCUGCAGCUAGACGCAGGCACAUGGAUUCGGUUUGCAAUCUGGAUGCUCAUAGGCUUUAUCAUCUACUUUACCUACGGAAUAUGGCAUAGUGUGGAAGGCAGCUACGCAGCCUCAGCAGAAGCGGAGAGAAACACAGACACUGGCUCAGACAGCUGUAAAUGACUGUGUUUGGCUUACGGGCGACUGAAAGAAUGGCUGCAGUGAAAGAAACUUUGUGGUGGGGAUCCUGAGCCAGAUUACACCUGUGAUCAGUUAUGCAGGAAUAAGGAAGCGGAAUGCAGGCCUCCCCAGCUCGGUUACUGCAGCUUGCAGUUUGUUCAGCAGCACAGUUAAAAGGGACCACAAGAUGAAAAGACACAACUCUGGCAUAUUCCCAGCAGCACUGGCAGCUCAUCUAGGGCAUUUCCCUCUCCUGUUUUAUUUUUUUUUUCCCCAGUGUGUAGAAAAAGAACAGCUUCUGUGUGCAAAUGCUGCUAUGAAACCAGGCCUCACAAAUGUCCUUCUUUCAGUAGCCCUGGGAAUUACCUCCCCACAGAUAUUCUACUCAAUUAUACAUGGAACAGAUUUUGCAGUGCUACUGUCAGGCAUAGACCAGGAUCCAUCCAUCCUUCACCCUCUGAGUACGCACACACAAAAAAAGGUUCUUACCAAACGCUAGAUUUCACCAGGUUAAAGAAGCACCUGCAAGAUUUGCAUUCUUUAAAAUAUCAGGUCUUACCUUUUUUAUUUUAUUUAACUGGGUGUUUUAGCUAGGUGCUCACAUGCUUUAAAGCGUGUCACUGCUGUGAAAUGUUGGGAAGGUUUGUGGUCACUGAUUGUCAGGUGAGUGAUCACUUGCCAGCACACAGGUAACACCAGCAGGUGUUUCUCCUGACUGUACACUCCACAGAGGAAUUGCCAGCUUUAGUCAGGAAAUCAUGUGGUGCAGGUACUGCAAAGACUUGAAAACAAUGGGUUGUCUCCAAAGAGCAAUCCUGCCUCUUUGCCUCAGAAACCACCAGUGGUGUGGCUGUAGUGGUGGGGGUGGCCAGCAGAACUGAGCUAGCUAUGACAGCAAGUGGAGCUCUGUGUUCCUUCUCCCACAUCAGUUUUGUGUGCUGGCUGCCUGGCAUUAGCAACUUGGGUUUGGCAUUGGCGGGUGGAGCACAUUCCUGCCCUGGGAAGGGAAGCACAGGAGCAUCCUCAGAAGCAUGAAUUUCUUACAUGAGCAAUGCCUGGUGUCUGCCCCCUGCCCAGGGGAGGCUGUGGGGCUGUGCAGGGGCUUCUCAGUCCCAGCAGAGGUUGCAGCCCAGAAAACACCAUUAAGCUCUAGGGUCUGACCUGCUGUGGGGAGCUUUCCCUUUGGGGCUGGAGAUCAUCUCCAGAGCCUCCCUGUAAUGAAAGGCAAAAAAUCUGGAGUUGAGACCAGGGUCUUUAUUUGAUUGGCAAUGUCUUGGUUUUGGCUGUGAUUUUGUUGUUUUAAUUCUAAUAGCUUUCCCUAGCCAAAUUAAUCCACUACCCUAAAAAGGCUUAUUAAAGCACCGUGAAGGUGAGCCAUGCCCAAGUAAUGCCACUGGUCUAAAUUAACGCUUCAGCUUGUACUGAAAAACAAAUCAUAGAAUUGUGGAAUAGUUUGAGUUGGAAAGGGACCUUUGAAGAUCAUCUGGUCCCUUACCUGAUAUCAGUAGGGACAUGUUUAACUAGAUCAGGAUUCUCAAAACCCUGUCCAACCUGCUCUUAAACACUUCUGGGGUUGGAGCAUCCCAGAUAGAUAUUGCAGAAAUCCCCUUUUCCGAUGUGAGUGGAUGCUUUCCUAGGUGUCCUUCAUACUACUGCCUCUGAACACUGGACCAUCUUUCAUUUGUUUGUCAGCAUGUCUCUUGCUGAUGAGGGACAGGCUCUUGUACCUGUCAUUGAGUUGGAGAACUUAACAGAUCCCUGCAUGACUUGCCCAGGGUCUCACCAGACAUCUGAUGCAGUAGAAAGGGGAAUCAGACCAUCUUCUGUAUUGCAUGGCUGGAUUGUGGACCAUUUCUUGUGUUUCCAAGAGACUUUAUAGCCUUUCUGCCCACUGAAGGAUGUUAAUCUUUUAAUUGUAGUACAGUGGGAGGCUUUUUCGUGUCAGGAUUAGAAUUUGAGGAGGUGAAGGCAAUGUGUUCAUUGCCUCCUAGGUGCACUCCAGGUUGUGCAAUGAGUGCAGCUUCCCCAUAGAAUGAAGUUGGGGGUCUACUCCAGUCGCCGGGUCUUGACAUCUGCCAAACCUUUGCUCCUUGUGCAUAUACAAAGUCUUAUUCAAGCAGGGAGAGAUGAAUAUAGAAAUUAAAAACUACUAGGUUGAAGUCUAUUUUGUUUAAACCCAGGCAAGGUAAACACACUCCACAGCCUUCCAAAAGGCACUGAAAAUAUGGUGGGAGGGCAAUAAGAUGAAAACUCAGGAUCAAAGUUUUUGUAUUGUACUAAACAUACAAGGAUUUUUUCCUACCUGGCUAGCAGCUUCUGUUCAAUGAAAACAUGAAGCUGGUGUCCUUGCCAAAGCUUCAUCUGCACUGAGCAAACCAGGGUGAAAAAUGGUGAAGAAGCUUUCAGGAGGAUGUCGUCAGGCACAUUCCUGACCUGAGGUGGGGUAUGACCCAGUCCCUUUUUAAUCCUUAUGGCAAAGCCUGAGAGGCUCUGUGGCUGUCAGCAGGAGGGCAGGAUGAAGGGGAUAGGGGAUAGGAUGUUGAAACUGAGUGUACUAGAACAUUGGGGAGUUCAGAUGUUUGCUGAUGAGCCUGAACCACUGGCAGAAAUGUUCCUGUUACCACAUGCUGCAGCAUGACACUUUAAUGGAAGCAUUGCAGACCACAAUCACUGUUGUGGGAGCCCCAGCUAUAUUGGAAGCAUCCCAGAAAAUGAGUCCAUGGAAACUCAUAGCCUGUGAGCCACUGUCAGGUAACACAGCUGACCAACCCAGCUGCCAGGAAGCUAAUGACUAUGUGGCUUCAGUCUUUACCUUAAUGGGGUAACCCUCUAAUGGAGAGGCUUUAUUUCCCAUUCAUCCCAGUUCCUGUGUGCACAGAAAACAGAGCAGGACAUGCUGAUCUGUGUGCGUCAGCCCAUAGGCGCACUGGCGCAUGGAUUUAUUAUCAGGAAUAUAUUACACUUAUCUGUACAUCAUAAUUGAAAUAAUACAAACUCUUCCUGUAAUCAUUAGCCACAUAAUAAACGGAAUCACAGAA